AUGUCCCCGCCCAGGAAGGUCGCGGCUAAGAGUAAGCCCUCAUCGCCGUCAUCGAAAGCGCAGCGGAAGGAGGUGGAAGUAGAGGAGGAAGGGGAAACGGUGGAGAUACUAUCAUCAACCGAGCCAAGCAAAGAUGUCGAAAUGACUCCAGUGGAGUUGGUGGGGGAAGGGGAUGAGCCCAAGGUGGAGUUGGUAGCAGAGGAAGAAGAGGAGCCGCAAGAAGAGGUGCCGGCUGAAAUAAAAAAUUUUGAGGAAGAUUCUCGUCCAAGAAUUGGAGAAAUUGGAAAAUUUGGAAAUUUUGAUGCGACAGUUGAUACUUAUUUUGGUCGAGGUGGAUUGAUCGGAUCUAAUUCGACUGAGGGCUUCCAAUAUUUGCUGAGCGGAGCGCGCAGUAGUAUUGGAGUAAAAGGAGGACGUGGAGGAGGUGGAGGAGUAUUCGCAUUUGAGAUGAAAAUUGUGGAAAUAUUGACGCCGAUGGACGCAGCGUGCAACAAGCAGGCGUAUCUUCCACAGAACAAGUAA
This is a messenger RNA of Perkinsus marinus ATCC 50983, 522 nucleotides long. RefSeq lists its product as hypothetical. Bases 1 to 522 code for a protein of 173 amino acids. NCBI's taxonomy places the organism in Eukaryota, Perkinsozoa, Perkinsida, Perkinsidae. The record is from RefSeq and is a predicted model, not a curated record. The transcript has 4 exons.